AUGAACAGCGACAAGGAAAAGGAAUCCAGCGAUGCGAUGCGCAGUCAAGACGGGUACGGGUCAGAAAUGCCCAGGGACCCGGACGCCCACCUCUCGGCGGAGGAGAAGGCAGAGGUUGAGCGCAAACUGCUUUGGAAGUUGGACUGGAUGCUUCUGCCAUGGCUCAGCUUUCUCUACCUGUUGGCUUUCCUUGACCGGACCAAUAUUGGAAACGCAAAGAUCGCCGGCUUAUCAAAAGACUUGGGCCUCAGUGUGAGCCGCUACAAUGCGACUCUCACCAUCUUCUUCGUGUCAUACGCCGUCUUUGAGCCCAUCACCAACAUCCUGCUGAAGAGGCUCCGCCCAUCCAUAUUCCUCCCUAUCAUCAUAUAUGGGCUCCCGUUUGCGUGGUACUCAUCAGCCAAUAAUCCCAGGGUGCUAUGGGGCGCCAGCAUGCUCGGCAUGGGCUUCGUCAAAAAUUGGUCAGGACUAAUGGCCGCGCGGUGGUUCCUUGGUCUGACGGAAGCGGGCCUCUUCCCCGGGGUCAACUACUAUCUCUCCUGUUGGUACAAGCGCUCCGAGUUCGGCGUUCGGGCGGCCAUUUUCUUUUCUGCGGCCGCCAUUUCCGGCUCGUUUGGCGGGCUCCUGGCCGCGGCCAUCGAACAGAUGGACGGGAUUCGCGGCAUCCGCGGGUGGGCAUGGAUUUUCAUCCUUGAGGGUCUCCUCACCAUAGUGGUCGGCAUCAUCUCCUUUUGGAUGGUGCAUGACUUCCCCGACGACGCCAAGUUCCUGUCGGAAGACGACCGCGCCCGGAUCAUCCGCCGCCUCAAGCUCGACCAGCAGGCCUCAGCCGACCACGAGAAGUUCCAGAUGAGCUUCUUCUGGCAGGCCCUGCGCGACUGGAAGAUGUGGUUGGGCAUGGCGAUCUAUAUGGGCUGCGACAUGCCGCUCUACGCGUUCUCGCUCUUUCUGCCCACCAUCAUCAACAACCUGGGCUGGAACACAAGCGUCGUACGAUCACAGCUCAUGUCGGUCCCGCCUUACGCCGCUGCCGCCAUUCUGACGGUUAUUAUCGGGUUCGUCGCCGACCGCACGCGCGCACGCGGCCUCUGCAAUAUCCUCGUGUCCCUUCUCGGCGUCGCGGGCUUCGCGAUGCUGUUGGCCACGGACAACGCAGCCGUGCAAUAUGCCGGCACCUUCCUUGCCGCCCUGGGCAUCUACCCCUGCAUCUCGAACACGAUCACCUGGGUGGCCAACAACGUUGAGGGCGUGUACAAGCGCGGUGUAGUGUUGGGCUUUGUUAUCGGCUGGGGCAACCUCAACGGCAUCGUCAGCAGCAACAUCUACUUCAACGGCCCGCGGUUCCCCGAAGGCCAUGGUGUGAUCAUGGCAUAUCUCGCUAUCUUCCUGUUUGGUGGCUCAGUGCUCAUGUCGUGGUUACUAAGGCGCGAGAAUGCCAAGCGCAAGAGGGGAGAGCGCGACCACUGGGUGGAGGGCUUGAGUGAGAAGGAGGUCGAGAAGCUCGGCGACAUGAGGCCUGAUUUCUUGUAUACUGUUUGA
Molecule: messenger RNA, 1539 nt
Organism: Chaetomium strumarium
Lineage: Eukaryota; Fungi; Ascomycota; Sordariomycetes; Sordariales; Chaetomiaceae
Product: major facilitator superfamily domain-containing protein
Exons: 4
Coding region: 1-1539 (512 amino acids)
Biological process (GO): transmembrane transport
Cellular component (GO): membrane
Molecular function (GO): transmembrane transporter activity
Source: RefSeq, a predicted model, not a curated record